AUGGUUGUACUUACGAUUGUCGCGCAAAAUAACGGAGAAACUGUGUACUUCGAGGAGCCGAUCCCGAAGAGUCCUUGCUCCAGUGAUCCUUGUAUGAACCAAGCAACAUGUGUGGCCAAAUACGAGAAAAACGACUACCUGUGCGCAUGUGCUGCAGGAUAUCUUGGGAAACACUGCGAAAUAGGAUCAUGUGAUAUUUAUCUCGCUCUGCAAUCAGGUCCACCGCUUGACUGCCAAGAUACAAAGAAUCAAGGGCUUUCUCGGGGCGAUGGAUUGUACUGGCUGGACCCGGAUGCAGGAAGCCAUUCAAAUGCAUUCCUGGCAUACUGUGACAUGACGUCAUACAAUGGAGGAUGGACCAUGUGUUACACUACUGAUGAAUAUGCCAAACCCAAGACUGAAGUCACAUACAGCGCUCAGUUUCCUUAUGGAAGUGACGGCUACAGGACAGACUGUAACGACAUCGCUUUUACAGAAAUUAUCUUCGUUGAUCAUCAAACUGGAAACAAGGCCUACUUUAAGAGACGUAUGAACCAGCCCCUGACGGCCGCUGCGAACUAUGGGAAGACUGCUAGUACCUAUGGAUUGUGGGAUGGUGUGGGAGCUAGCGCCGCAUACUCUUACCAGUUGUUGAUCUGCGAUAGUUCGACACCUUACGCCGGUUUUUUCAUUUCCGGAUACACGAGUAACUGUUACAAAGAGUGUCCAAAUUGGUGCGUGGACAUUUUUUCCCCAUACUUCCGCACAGCGUCCACUAAUUGGAAUUUCAGAGGCGUGGCCUUUAACACCAAUGGUUAUUUUCCCAAUGUCCCCGGUAACAGGCUUAUUAGUAUCGGUCUGCGCUGAGGUAGCGUCCAAACUACGCCGGAGAAAUUUGAAAACGCAGCUUUAUUUCUACCGUUAGGCUUACCGUCUACACUAAUUCGUCACAAAAAAGGAGCUUUUUGAAAACGCUGUUUAAACAGGAAGAAUCUGAAAACUCGUUUUCAUGUGAACUGAAAACAUUUACUGUGGAAACAGAGUUUUUCGAAAACGAGGACGUCACGAUAAUCAUAUGAUUUUCCUGACCGA
Messenger RNA from Orbicella faveolata, 1071 nucleotides. RefSeq lists its product as uncharacterized. The record is from RefSeq and is a predicted model, not a curated record. NCBI's taxonomy places the organism in Eukaryota, Metazoa, Cnidaria, Anthozoa, Scleractinia, Merulinidae.